Molecule: messenger RNA, 5301 nt
Organism: Cercopithifilaria johnstoni
Lineage: Eukaryota; Metazoa; Nematoda; Chromadorea; Rhabditida; Onchocercidae
Source: the annotation of a GenBank genome assembly
AUGUUUGCUCCUGAUAUUGAUGAGAGUAAGACUGAGGUAGUUGCAGUUGACUAUGGAAACUCGAAGAGUUGUGAUACUGCUGGACACACACAGAAUUUAUGUGAUGCUGAAAGUGAAGAGGAAAUGGAGGACGUUAGAUUGGAUGAAAGAAGUAUAGCAUCAACCGCUGAUGAUCCUUCCGGUAACAGUAUCCUGAAAGAAGCCAUUGAUGGUAAUGUUGAUAAUCAUGGUGAAGAAAAAGUUACUGAUGCGCAAGAUGAUGAUAAGUCUUUGAAAGAAGAGAAGGUUGAAGAGAUUGUGCGAAGUUUUGAUAAGCAACUUAACUUGAUUAAGAGUAAAGUGGAAAAUAACACCGUAAUAAUCCACUCGGUAAAUGAAACGCCUGACGAUACGUUUCAAAGAUUACGAUGGGGUCUGCAUGAUAGAACUCUUACACACAAAGAAAUUGUUGAUUCAAUUUUCAAUGUACUUGUUGGUGGGACAUUCGAUAUUGAAUCAAAAUUUAUCAUCGAGGAUUCCAAAAAUAUUAUUCGUCUGUUGCAUCUGUUGGACACAGCUCCACCUAAUUUAGAGGCAGAAGUAUGGAGCGUAUUCAUUGGCGUUGUCAGGAAAAGUGCACGUAAUAUGCAAGCUUGCUCAAGGAUUGGCCUUGUCUUGGAGAUCUUAGAUCGGUUAUCAGACAGCGAUGCAGUUGUCUCGGAUUUGUUAGUACAACUUCUUGGAGUGCUCACUACGUAUAGUAUCUCAGUUAAGGAAACCAAAAGAUUUCUUCUUGCUUUGAAAGCAGUAAAUAGGAAAUGGCGUAAGAACUCGAUCAAACUUUUGGAUGUGCUAGAAGAAAUGCCAAAACGCGAUGGUGCAGAUGUUUUCUUCUCAUUUCCUGGUGUGCAUAAUGCAGGUAUUUCAUUUCCUCCGCUGACCAAGUGGCCUUAUCAGAAUGGCUGGAGUUUUUGUACCUGGUUGAAAAUGGACCCUUUAAAUAGUGUUAAUUUCGAAAAGGAGCGUCCUUACAUUUAUUGUUUUCGAACUACAAAGGGAGUCGGCUACAGUUGUUACAUUAUGGGCAAUUGUUUGGUUAUCAGUUGUAUUAAGACUGUGGGUAAAGAAACAGCACGGUGUAUACGAUUUGAAUUGACACCCAGAAGGUGGCAUCAUGUUACGAUCUCACAUAUUUAUUCUCGUUGGUCGAGGAGUGAAAUCCAGUGUUUCAUAGAUGGCCAGAUGAUUGAAUCUUUCGACGUUCCAUGGUUUGUUUCAACAACAGAACAUUUUGAUAAAUGUAGUAUUGGGUGUGGCCCUGAUGGAGAAGAACCGUUUUGUGGGCAGAUAGCAGCGUUGUAUGUAUUUUCGGAAGCCUUAAGUUCGCAACAGGCUAAUGCAAUUUUUUGUUUGGGACCGUCGUAUCAGAGCCGUUUUCUACAUGAAGCCGAGACUGAUUUGUCUGAUGACUAUAAAAAGUUUAUAUUUGAUGGAAAACUCAGUGCUUCCAUUGUGAUAGCCUAUUCACCAAAGAACUGCGAUGGGCAGCUAUGCCUGCAUUCUGCGUCUAAAACAGCUGCUCCGUAUUUUGUGCAGAUUCCACAUGCCAUUAUGAAAGAGGGCGUUGAAGUGGUAAAAACUUAUUCAAUCCAUAAUUCAUUACAUUCCUUGGGUGGCAUACAGAUGCUUUUACCUCUAUUUUCGCAACUAGACUUUCCUCAGUGUGAUGGAAAUGUUCGAAAAAUUGAUAUUUGCUCGAAAUUACUAUCAGCCAUAUCUUUUCUGCUAAGAACUGCUUCAAAUGCACCCCAGCAACUAUAUCACAGCAGAGCAUUUCUCGUCAUUUCUCAAGCUUUAUAUGAAUCAUCGCCUUCGAACCUUAAUCAGCAUGUACUGGAAAUAUUAAUUGAUAUUUCGAAAUACUUAUUGGCACUUCCUUCGGGAGCACCGUUGUUGAAGCAUCUUUUCGAUUAUAUUCUUUUCAAUCCUGAACUUUGGAGUAGAGCUGAACCUACGAUACAAAUUCAGUUAUAUUAUUUUUUGGCGAGCGAAUUUUUGACAAGCACCAAUUUCAUAUUGAUUUUGCAACGUUGUGCCACUGUAGUUGAAAUACUUCAUGCUAUCAAGUUAUAUUAUUGGGUUGUUAUGCCGCGUUCACCCUCGGUAUACAACGUGAUUAACCGAGAAGGAAGGCCUUCCCGAAGUGAGGUAGUAACUAUACGCGCGCAUAUGUUAACUUUCAUUUCUCGACUGAUUUGUAUGCCAGAUCCAAAGGAGAGUGGUAUUAUGAAUCGAGACGGUGAAUUUAACGCAUUGUUAAAUUUCAUCGCCACCGUAAACGAAGAUGAUAAUCUGUAUGAUGUGUUAGCCCUUACAACACGGUUACUUUCUGAAAAACCGGCAGCAAUGGUACCGGCAUUCGAUCGAAAGAAGGGCCUUGCAGUUGUGUUUAAAUUGAUCAAUUCUGCCAAUGAACUUGUUCGUAUACCGGCUUUAAAGAUGUUUGGUUACUUCUUGUGUCGCUCAACACUCAAGCGAAAGACGGAUUCAGUAAGCAGUCUUAAUUUAUUAUCCCUUGUAACUGAUCGGUUAUUGUUGAACACGAGUCAUCUUACUUUGGCAACAUACAAUGUGUUAUUUGAAAUACUUACUGAACAAAUGACACCAACAAUAAAUUAUUUGGUUCAUGUAUCGAUCAGCGAUGUAAUGAGAUUUGAAAAUCCUGCAAUGUUAAAAGUUAUUACCAAUCUGAUAGCACAAAGUGAGAAUAAUUUAGAAUUAAUGAAGGUGAAGCGAAUUUUCUUGGAAGAUUUGCUGCUUAUGUGCGAAAACUCUCGAGAUAAUCGGCGUACAAUUUUGCAAAUGAGCGUAUGGCAAGAAUGGCUUAUUUCAUUGGCUUCCAUUUUUCCGAAAAAUGAAGCUGAAGUAGCAAUUAGUGAACUCGUUUAUCGCGUCUUUGCACAGCUUCUCUUUCACGCCAUUUAUUUAGAAUAUGGAGGUUGGAGAGUUUGGGUCGAUACCCUUGCUAUUGCUCACUCAAAGGUAUCAUGGGAACGUAAUCAGGCAAAUUUUUAUAGAGGCGGUGAACGCGAAACGGACGUUAUAUUCUAUUUAGUUCAAAGUCUUGUUUCAUCUGUGGCUUACACAGUAGAUGGACUUGUAGAUGAAGUGGAAAGAAAAGAUGAAUCGAAAAUACCAGCUGAUCGGCCAAGUUCUAUCUACCGUACUCCGGAGUUUUGCUGGUCAGAUGUGCACUUGAGACUUCUUGACGAUCUGCUUGUUUCAAUCGAAAAUACUGUGGAAGAGUGGAAGAAGGGCACAGCAGCAAUACUGGAUGUUGUGAAUAACAGUGAAAAUAGUAUAUUUGUUGCUAACUGUGUUCACGUCUUAUCCCAGCUAAUCGAUUCAUUGGUAAUGGCCUGUGGUGGACUUCUUCCUCUUCUGGCUGCUGCUACAUCUCCUAAUAGUGAACUAGAAAUAAUGGAUUCGACAGGUCAGGCAUUGACUAUAGGCAGUGCCGCUCGUUUGUUGGCACGUUUUAUCGUUCUGGCUGAUGUUUUUGUCUUUGCAUCUGGGAUAAGUUUCAAUGAUCUUGAACAAGAAAAGAAUAUGCCGAAUGGUGGCAUAUUACGGCAAACAUUACGCCUCGUGUCAACAAUUGCUGUGCGGAAUAUACUUGCUUGUCGUGUAAAAACUUCCUUUGGCAAAAUGUUGUGUAUGGAUACUAAACAAGUGCGGCGUGCGCAGCAAAUCGCAGAAUUUGUGUCGGAUGUAUUGGACGUAAGAGGCAAAGAGGGAAUUAUGGAUCCGGAACAUUUGGUGCAGGAAGUUGAUUUACAGCGUCUCAGAGGGGUAAUCUAUCGAGAUAUGGAAGAGAAUCGACAAGCGCAGUUCCUGGCUCUUGCGGUCACUUACUUGUUAUCAGUGCUGAUGGUAUCUCGGUACAGAGAUAUUUUAGAACCACCAUCUACUCCUAGUCCUUUUUUUGAUACAACUAUAACUGGCGGUACAAACAAAGACCAUGGUAGUGGUUUGAGACAAGCGGACGAAGAAUCGUAUGUUGAGAAGAAUGGAGAAUUGUCUGAUCGUGGAGAUAGCACUGUAGGUAAAAAUGUUUUUAUCGCGGAAAAAUUGUCAGUAUCACCAGAGGAACACAAGAAAAAGGAACUGCAGAGUAACGUCUAUCGGCAGGAUCAUCUGGAUGCAUUUAAUGAUAGCAGCCUUGCUAAUCGUGAGUUAGAAACGGGUGAACGACAAGCGUAUCUCACAACCAAAUUACAAAAAGCCUUAGAAACAACCGCUCCAUUAUUGCGGGAAAUACUCACCGAUUUUCGUCCAUAUCUUCAAAAAACACUGUUAGGUACACACGGACAGGAAAUCAUGAAUGAUACCAAAGUGAUGGAAACAAUGAAGAAUCAGGCAGGAUCAGUAAUCGAACUAGUCAUGCUCUUAUGUUCGCAAGAGUGGCAGACUUCUUUACAGAAACAUGCCGGACUGGCUUUCAUUGAGCUUGUAAACGAAGGUCGUUUGAUGGCACACGCAACGCGAGAUCAUAUCUUGCGAGUUGCUAAUGAAGCUGAUUUUAUAUUGAAUCGUCUGCGAGCUGAGGAUAUCAGUAAGCACGCUCAAUUUGAGAGUGAUGCAGUUGAACAGAUGCAUCGACGUCGAAAAGAAGAACAAGUGAAUGACCAUUUGAUUACGGCGAAUCGACGAAGAAAUUUGCUUGUAUCAGCACGCUUGUUGGAUAGGUUAACGUCAUUGCUAUCAUAUCCCGGCGGUGCGUGGAAUGAUCCAGAACAAUACUUAGAAACUUUCUGGAAAUUGGAUGUUUGGGAAGACGAUUCAAGGCGACGUAAACGUUUCGUGCAAAAUCCCUACGGCUGCCAUCAUUCAGCAGCUUGUCUCAAAACUAUGUUGGAAAACAAAUUAUCUGAUAAAGAGGUUGAUAAAGCUCGUGAAGAUCUAUUACGCGAUUUAGUAGCACAACGUCUAGUUUCCAUAGGAUCGCUGAAAGCUGGUACUGCUUUAGGUGAGCUUGUCGAUGAAACUGGUUUCGAAAAAUGGGCCACUGAACCUGACGCUGCAAUCGAUUUGCAAAGAGCGCUGAUGAAUUGGUCUGAUGCAAGUUUAAUGGUCUUUAUGAAAGGGUUUAUGAAGAAAACAACUUACGGAACUACAGCAAAGUUAAUUGCGCCAGGCAUUGUUAUACCAGGAAUCCUUUCCAUAACGAAUUAUGAACUGUUUUUUGAUGCUGACGAGAAUGAUCCGCUAUACAAGGAGCAAGAUCCUAAGGUGUCUGAUUUAUACAAUCAGCUAAGUUAA